Thamnophis sirtalis is the source of this 1018-nucleotide messenger RNA. NCBI's taxonomy places the organism in Eukaryota, Metazoa, Chordata, Lepidosauria, Squamata, Natricidae. The record is from RefSeq and is a predicted model, not a curated record.
GAUGGUUGAUGGAUGAGAGCUUCUGCUUGCCUCGGUCAGUUCCAUGAAGGCCUCAGCGGGCUUGGGGGCUCCCUCGCAACGCAAAGGGAGAGUCUACAGGAUCAAGGCCACGGCUUCCUUUGUGGACGAAUCGCUCUUUGGUAACCAAGGAAAGCACCAACCGUCUGGCCCGGAGUUUGAACCACCCUGGAAGGAGGCCAAGACUCAUAGUCAAAGACCCCUGCUAUGGAGCCCGGAGGCCAGACGGGUAGAUUCCAGUCCUUUGAAAUCCCCCCAGUCGGUCAGCACCCCACGGAAGAGGAGUAAAUACAGGUUGAAAAGCCACACGCCAUCCUAUUGCGACGAGACUCUCUUUGGGUCCAAGCCGGGAGGACACGGAUGGACAGCUUCUUGGGCCACCAGAGAAGAUGUGGCUAAACUCCGUCCUCUGCUCUGGACUCCGCCUUCAGCUCCAAGAGACCGGCCAGUCCUUUCCCACCGUCCACCGAAGGAGGUGGUGGCCUCCACGGGGAAUGGCAGAUUUGAAGCCAAUCACAAAGCAGGAACCUCUGCUUGGAAGCCACCUGAGAAUCCUUCAGACGGGGCCACGAGAAGACCACGUUCCCAGUCCCUCACCAAACUGUAUGAUGCUUCCGAUCGAUUUCGCCCAGGAAGAUCCAAUAAACAGCAGGACCAACGUACGCCCACUGCUUCUUCUGGAGUUCUUCUCACUCCACGUUGGAAAGCGUUGCCUGGUACAUCUGCUCGGACAACAGGUUCACAGCCAGAAAAACCUCCCUGGAGGUAGACUAGCCCAACCCAUCCUGUAAGUGGACGCCUUCCGAAAUCAGUGUGCUGGCUGGGGAAUUCUGGGAGUGACGGUCCACCCACGUUCGAAGUUUACCGAAUUAAGGAAACGCGGCACGAAAUGGAAGAGAAUAGCGAUACAAUAGCUUAUAGACUUAUAGACCACUUCACAGUGCUUUUUCAGCCCUCUCUAAGCGGUUUACAAAGUCAGCCUCUUUUCCCCAACAAUCUG